CUGGACGCCCCGCUCCCAUUGUGUGCGAGAUAGUAAACACUGACGCCGCCAGACGACCGUAACGCUCACACCGCUGCGGGGGGAAAAAAAGCCUAACGUUCGCCCUCGGUGACAUCCUAUCGUAAUGGCUCGUACCAAGCAAACUGCUCGUAAGUCCACUGGAGGAAAGGCUCCACGUAAGCAGCUGGCCACCAAGGCUGCCCGUAAGAGUGCCCCCUCCACCGGUGGUGUCAAGAAGCCCCAUCGUUACAGGCCCGGUACUGUGGCUUUGAGAGAGAUCCGUCGCUACCAGAAAUCUACUGAGCUGCUGAUCCGUAAGCUGCCCUUCCAGCGCCUGGUGAGAGAGAUCGCCCAGGACUUCAAGACUGACCUUCGUUUUCAGAGCGCUGCAAUUGGUGCCCUGCAGGAGGCCAGUGAGGCAUACCUGGUGGGUCUGUUUGAGGACACCAACCUGUGUGCCAUCCAUGCCAAGCGUGUCACCAUCAUGCCCAAAGACAUCCAGUUGGCACGUCGCAUUCGUGGCGAGCGUGCAUAGUCGCUCCAACCCUUUCCCUCCUAUGAGUUUCCACUUCAAUGUUUUCCUCUGUCCUUUAUUUUUUUUCUUCACCUCUCACUGAUCCUGCCCUUGUUCCUUCCUUUUACCCCACCUAUCCCAUCCCAGCCCCCUACCCCACCACCCCUUCCUCGGCCCGCCCUGCUGUCUUGGUAGACGUUAGAAUGAUUAUGCUUAUGAAGAGAUAGAAAUAUGUUGAAGUCUGGUCUCAUAGUUUUUGUCUUCACCAAAUGUUUUGGGGUACCUCUUUUGUGCAUGUAAUGGGUUUUGCUGAUCAGACACACAUGCAAACACAUGUAUGUACGCAAGUGUUUGACUAGUGCUUCAACAUGUUGAGCUCUCACAGUCCAACUCCGUGAUUGUGCUCUCCUGAACUGCCCAGUGAGCCAAAGCAGUGAGUGUGUCAUGUGAGUAUUAAGAGUGCGGUACCAGAGACACCCACCCACUGGCGGGUACACCGGAGGGCUGUGGCCCAGGGGCUAGUCUGCUUAAGGGGAGCAGCAACUUCCAUAGCAGGGUGCUACUAAAACUAGUCCCAAAGCCACAUCCCUGUCUGAAACCAUUCCUCCCCUCUCCUCUCCGUCCCUCGAAUCCUCAACUCCCAUCACGUUCUUCCCACAGCCAGAUAUUUCAUGGCUCACUAAACCUUUUGAGCCCAGUGCCCUCACCUCAACAUCUGCAGUGGGCCGGAAGGUUGUCUCCGAAACACCAUUAGAGUGUUUGUGUGUGUAAGCUCUGAUCUGCCAAACCAAUUGUAUUCAACAACAAACAAGUACCUGUUAGUUGCUUAAAAAUAUUGAUUAUUGUUGUGGAUAUAGUGUCUUUUUUUCUUUCUUUUUUUACCUAAGUCACAUAUACAUCAUAUAUAUGAACAUCUCUUUAUACCACUUCCAGGAUAAUCACAAUAAGAAAAAACUUACUGGUGUUGAAAAUAUGGUUGACACGAUUGUUUCGUUUUUCCUUUUUUUUUUUUAAGAAAAUCAAAACGGUGCUUCUGUUUCGCUGAGAUAGCACAUGUUCUUAAUGGCAGCCACAAGGGGGCAAUGAUGUACCAGCUUCACCCCUUUCAGUUUCCCACUCUUCCAUAUAAUGCUAUUCUGUCCCUUUUAUCUUUUUUUUUUGUUGUUGUCUUUUUGAAUAGGCAUUAGAUUUGUCACAACAGUGUGAAUUAAGGUAUACUCUGCAUGUUUAGAUUCUGUCUCUUCCCUAUGUAGACCGAACUGUAGAAUCUGUCCAUUUCUCAACAUGUGUGGUACACACUAUAACCUCAUUUGUUUUCUUUUAUAUUUUUUCUUAUUCAAGAUUUUCAGAACGUAUAAAUAAGCUGAUCUUUGUAUUUUCCAAAUUUCUCAUAUUAUGCUGGUAAUAAAUAGGUGUUACAAAAAGAA
Molecule: messenger RNA, 1941 nt
Organism: Lampris incognitus (smalleye Pacific opah)
Lineage: Eukaryota; Metazoa; Chordata; Actinopteri; Lampriformes; Lampridae
Gene: h3f3c
Product: H3 histone, family 3C
Exons: 4
Coding region: 125-535 (136 amino acids)
Cellular component (GO): nucleosome
Molecular function (GO): protein heterodimerization activity; DNA binding; structural constituent of chromatin
Source: RefSeq, a predicted model, not a curated record